CGCGUACUCCGGGUGACGCCGCUGCCGCCGCUGCCGCCGCCGCCCCCUCACUGCAGGUGGCAGCGGGAGCGCCGGGUCCGGGCGGCUCGGGGGCGCGGGCGGGCGCGCGCGGGGGAGCCCGGCCGAGGAUGGGCUGCGCCCCCAGCAUCCAUGUCUCGCAGAGCGGCGUGAUCUACUGCCGGGACUCGGAUGAGUCCAACUCGCCCCGCCAGAGCAGCAGCGUGUCGCAGGGCCCCGCGGCGCCCCUGCACGGCCUCUUCGUGCAGACCGACGCCGCCGACGCCAUGCCCCCGAGCCGCGCGCCCGGACCCCCGGGUGCCGUCCGGGUCCGCAGGGCCCGGGCCGAGCUGGGCAGCGGCAGCAGCGCGGGCUCCUCGGGCCCCGCGGCGACCACCUGCAGGGGCCGGAGGCGCCACUGCUGCAGCAGCGCGGAGGCCGAGACCCAGACCAGCUACACCAGCGUCAAGCAGGUGUCGUCGGCAGAGGUACGCAUUGGGCCCAUGAGACUGACGCAGGACCCUAUCCAGGUUUUGCUAAUCUUUGCAAAAGAAGAUAGCCAGAGUGAUGGCUUCUGGUGGGCCUGCGACAGAGCCGGUUACAGAUGUAACAUUGCUCGGACUCCAGAGUCAGCCCUUGAAUGCUUUCUGGACAAACAUCAUGAAAUUAUUGUGAUUGAUCACAGGCAAACCCGAAACUUUGAUGCAGAAGCAGUGUGCAGGUCGAUCCGGGCUACGAACCCCUCGGAGCACACAGUAAUCCUCGCUGUGGUGUCACAAGCAUCUGAUGACCAUGAAGAGGCCUCAGUUCUUCCUCUUCUCCAUGCAGGCUUCAACCGGAGAUUUAUGGAGAAUAGCAGCGUAAUUGCUUGCUAUAAUGAACUGAUUCAAAUAGAACAUGGGGAAGUUCGCUCACAGUUCAAAUUACGGGCCUGCAAUUCAGUGUUUACAGCAUUAGACCACUGUCACGAAGCCAUAGAAAUAACAAGUGAUGACCACGUGAUUCAGUAUGUCAAUCCUGCCUUUGAGAGGAUGAUGGGCUACCACAAAGGGGAACUUCUGGGGAAAGAACUUGCCGACCUACCUAAGAGCGACAAGAACCGGGCAGACCUCCUGGACACCAUCAAUACGUGCAUCAAGAAGGGAAAGGAGUGGCAGGGGGUUUACUAUGCCAGACGGAAAUCCGGGGACAGCAUCCAACAGCACGUGAAGAUCACCCCAGUGAUUGGCCAAGGAGGGAAAAUUAGGCAUUUUGUCUCCCUCAAGAAGCUGUGUUGUACCACUGACAAUAAUAAGCAGAUUCACAGAAUUCAUCGUGAUUCAGGAGACAACUCUCAGACAGAGCCACAUUCGUUCAGAUACAAGAGCAGGAGGAAAGAGUCCAUUGAUGUGAAAUCAAUAUCUUCUCGAGGCAGUGAUGCACCAAGCCUACAAAAUCGCCGCUAUCCCUCCAUGGCAAGAAUCCACUCCAUGACCAUCGAGGCUCCCAUCACAAAGGUUAUAAAUAUAAUCAAUGCAGCCCAAGAAAACAGCCCAGUCACAGUAGCAGAAGCCUUGGACAGAGUUCUAGAAAUUUUACGGACCACAGAACUGUACUCCCCUCAGCUGGGAACCAAAGACGAAGAUCCUCAUACCAGCGAUCUUGUUGGAGGCCUGAUGACUGAUGGUUUGAGAAGACUGUCAGGGAAUGAGUAUGUGUUUACAAAGAAUGUGCACCAGAGUCACAGUCACCUUGCGAUGCCCAUAACCAUCAAUGAUGUCCCCCCUAGUAUCGCCCAAUUACUUGACAAUGAGGAAAGUUGGGACUUCAACAUCUUUGAAUUGGAAGCAGUGACACAUAAAAGGCCUUUGGUUUACCUGGGCUUAAAGGUCUUCUCUCGGUUUGGAGUAUGUGAAUUUCUAAACUGUACUGAAACCACUCUUCGAGCUUGGCUGCAAGUGAUUGAAGCCAACUACCACUCCUCCAAUGCCUACCAUAAUUCCACCCAUGCUGCCGAUGUCCUGCACGCCACAGCUUUCUUCCUUGGAAAGGAAAGAGUGAAGGGAAGCCUCGAUCAGCUGGAUGAGGUGGCUGCCCUGAUUGCUGCCACAGUCCAUGAUGUGGAUCACCCUGGAAGGACCAACUCUUUCCUGUGCAAUGCAGGCAGUGAGCUUGCUGUGCUCUACAAUGACACCGCAGUCUUGGAGAGUCACCACACAGCCCUGGCCUUCCAGCUCACGGUCAAGGACACUAAAUGCAACAUUUUCAAGAAUAUUGACAGGAACCAUUAUCGAACACUGCGCCAGGCUAUUAUUGACAUGGUUUUGGCCACAGAGAUGACAAAACACUUUGAACAUGUGAACAAAUUUGUGAACAGCAUCAACAAGCCAUUGGCAGCUGAGAGUGAAGGCAGUGACUGUGAAUGCAACCCCACUGGGAAGAAUUUUCCUGAAAACCAAAUCCUGAUCAAGCGCAUGAUGAUUAAAUGUGCUGAUGUGGCCAAUCCAUGCCGGCCCUUGGACCUGUGCAUUGAAUGGGCUGGAAGGAUCUCUGAGGAGUAUUUUGCACAGACUGAUGAAGAGAAGAGACAGGGACUACCUGUGGUGAUGCCAGUGUUUGACCGCAAUACCUGCAGCAUCCCUAAGUCCCAGAUCUCCUUCAUUGACUACUUCAUAACAGACAUGUUUGAUGCCUGGGAUGCCUUUGCACAUCUGCCAGCACUGAUGCAGCAUUUGGCUGAUAACUACAAGCACUGGAAGACAUUAGAUGACCUCAAGUGCAAAAGUCUGAGACUCCCAUCUGACAGCUAAAGCCAAGCCAGAGAAGGGACCUGUUGAUCUUCAAAGGACACUGUGACUCACACAGCAGUAUAAACAACAAGGUCUCCCUCAUAAUGAAAAUGACAAGUAUAGGUUAAGGAGAGAGUGUUUCAUAUUUGACCCUGAAUCACGUACACCCCCAAUUUUCAUUUUUAGAAAGUUAUGUUCUCAGUAAAAACGUGUUCUUCUGAAUGACCACUUCGUGAGAGAAUGAGCGCUUGGCAGCCUCCUCUGCCAUGCUGUUUCCCUGUGAGCCCUUGUAACACCAUGGGGCUGACUCACUGUAGCUAUCCAGCAGGAAGCAGAAGCAAAGACCUGGUGCUGUGAGCCCAUCCCCUGGGUGGAAACCAGAUAGCCUAGCCAGCGUUCAGCUAAACUUUUGCCAGAAAACUCACCAUCACUGUUUAGCUUGACUACUUUCCUCAAGAGCAAAAGUCUGAGAUUCUUAAGAAGCUCUUUUACAUGUAUCUCUUACAGAUUCAUGUAAGAAAAAAGCUACCUAACAUGAGUAUAACCAGGACCAAAUUAUCAAAACUCUAGUUAGUAUCACAGCUUCCAUGCCUACGUGGUUCUGGUGGAUGGUGAGAUACCAAGUUAGAGUGCAGCCCAGGUCUAGUGAGCGCCCUCUAGAUGGAGAUCAGCAGCCUGUGCGCCCUCUUUCCUCUAGAAGGACUUCACCUUACAGAAUGCCAACUGAUGGGGGAAGGAGUGGGAUCUUGCUUAGGGGGAAUCCACGAGCUUCCCUUAUUUCAGGCUCACAGAAGCAGCCACAAGGCAAUGAGCAUUCUAUAAAAGCCAUUAAAUCUGAAUGCCCCUGGACAGCAUUUUUUU
Messenger RNA from Nannospalax galili (Upper Galilee mountains blind mole rat), 3626 nucleotides. It is a transcript of the gene Pde8b, whose product is annotated as phosphodiesterase 8B. The record is from RefSeq and is a predicted model, not a curated record. Gene Ontology annotation, biological process: signal transduction. NCBI's taxonomy places the organism in Eukaryota, Metazoa, Chordata, Mammalia, Rodentia, Spalacidae. The coding region runs from base 129 to 2786 and encodes 885 amino acids. Gene Ontology annotation, molecular function: 3',5'-cyclic-AMP phosphodiesterase activity. The transcript is spliced from 22 exons.